AUGUCCAGCAUCGAGAAGCUGCUCAUCCGGGGCAUCCGCUCGUAUGCCACCGACAACGAGUCGUGCAUCAACUUCGACAAGCCGCUGACCAUCAUUGUGGGCAAGAACGGUGCAGGCAAGACAGCCAUCAUUGAGUCGCUGCGGUACGCGACGACCGGCCAGCUGCCGCCCGGAUGCAAGUUGCCGUCGUUUAUCUCCGAUCCCAAAAUGUCCCGCGUGCCCGAGAUCAAGGCGCAGAUCAAGCUCAAGUUCCGCAACGCGGCCGAGCAGGCGUGUGUGGUCUCGCGCGGACUGGUGGCCAGGCAGACCCGCAAGUCGGUCACCUCCAAGACAAUUGAUGUCUCGAUGAAGCUUCCAGGCAAAGAUGGCCAGGUGACGUCGAUCACCGGCAAGUGCUCGCAGGUCAAUGUCCUCAUUCCCAAGUUGCUCGGCGUCACCGCCGCCGUCCUCAACCGGGUCAUCUUCUGCCAGCAGAACGAAGAGUGGAUCCUCGGCUCUGACUCGGAACUUAAGAAGGUGCUCGACGAGAUCUUUGACGCCACUGCCUACCGCGAAGCCAUCAAGACCAUGAAGCGUGAGAUCGCAGACAACCGCCAACGCAUCGCCCUCUUCCGCCGCGAUCUGCAGAACGAGGAGACCAUCCGCCGCCACGCCAAAUCCAACAAGGACCAGCUUGCGCUUGUCUGCGAGGAAAUGUCCCAGCUGGAGUCGCAGGCCGCAGAAAUCGAGGCCACAAUUGCGCCCAUCACCGACGAACUUGCACAGCUCUCCAAGGUCGCCGCCAAGCUCGACGAGCUGGAGCGCCGCGCCGGCGAGCUCCAUGUCACCAUUGAGGUAUGCGAGCGCAACUGCGCCGCAAUCAAGACCAGCAUUCAAGGCUUUGAGUUCGAAGAAUCCGACGACGACCUCCUUCGCCAGCAAAACGAGUACCUCGACACCGUUCAGGCCGCACAGACCAAGCUCGACACCAUCGAGCCUUUGCUCAAGGCCGAGCAGGCUGCCGCCGCUCCGCUCGCCAACCGCUACCGCGCCGCGCUCACCGCCCACGCCGAGCUCAACUCGGCUGCAUUGGCCCUCAACUCGUUUAUCGCCAAGCGCGACGCCCGCCUCACCGCCGCCAAUGCCGAGCUCGGCCUCGGCCUCUCGGCCUCGGCUUCGCCCGACGAUGUUCGCGCAGCGCUCGUCAAGCGGGUCUCCUCCACCUCCCGCGAGCUCACCGCCGCCGAGGAUGCUGCCGCUGCCUCACAGGCUGCCUCGCGCGCCAAGAUCCAAGAGCUCAAGGUCCGCCAAGCCACGCUCUGCGCCGAGCGCGAGGCCGCCGCCCGCGCCGCCGCCGAGGCGCGCGCCUCGAUAUCUGCCCUCGCCGCCGCGUCGCCGGUCUCGGCGCCCGGCGCCCUUGCCGGCAUUCGCGCCCAGCUCGAGUCGGCCACGGCUGCGCGCGACGCCGCCGAAGCUGUGCUGGCAUCUUCUGCCCGUUCCGGCACCGGCGCCAAGCUCAAGGCCGAGCUGGGCGCGCUGCGUGGUGCACGCGAGCAACUCGAUGCUCAGCUUGCUGCCGUUGAUGCUGAACUCUCGCGCCGGACGAGGUUCGCCGGUCUCCAGGCCGCGCUUGACUCCAAGACCGAGGCUGCUGAGGCCAAGGCGGCGGAGCUGGCCCAGCUCCGUGCCGACGCCGCUCCGCUCAUCGAGAAGGUAGCGGGUGUGGAUCCCGCCACUAUUCGCUCGGCGGACGUGGCCGCGCUAGAGGCGCAGGUGAACAUUGCGCUUGCCAAGCUCGCCCAAGACCGUGACACCGCAUCGGCUGCCGCCCGCGAGGCCCAGGCUCAGGCCUCGGUCGUCGCUGCACAGCUUGGUGACGCUACGGCCGAGCUUGUCGAGAUGGAGGCCAAGAUCAAGGCGCAUGCCAAGAAGAUCAAGAAGAACACGGCCAAGAGCAAGCUGGAGGACGUCAUCACCAAGACCCAAGCUCACAAAGACAAGCUGAAGUCCAAGCUGCAGGCCAAGAAGCUGACAGCAUCGUCGGUCGUCGGCCAGUUCAAGGCCUUUAUUGCCGCCGCCGAAGACUCGCACGCCUGUCCGCUCUGCUCGCGCGGAUUUGACUCGUCGUCGGCUCUGGCUGCCUUUGUCAGCGAGCUGGCGUCCAAGUUGGACGAAGCCUCCAGCAAUGUCUCGACCGUCAAGCUCCAAGCCGACCUUGACGAGUGUGACGUCAUUCUCGCCCGUCUCGACACCCUCCGCCCCAUCGCGGUCGAGCUCGAGCGACUGUCAACCCAAGCCAAGCCGGCUCUGGAGGCCAAGAUCGCUGAGCUCAAGGCCUCCGCCGAAUCAACUUCUGCUGCGGCUGCUGCUGCCGAGGCAGGAUUGGAGGCUGCCAAAAGUGCCGCUGACGCUGGCGAUGAGCUCAAGAGCAUGAUCGACGAGCUGCUCCGGGUUGAGCGCGAGGCUUCCAUGGCGGCGGCUGCCGUCGCGUCUGCCACCGCCGAGCUGGAUGCUGCCAAGGGUGCUGUCGGCUCAGGUGGCGACGCAGCUCUCGGUGCCGAGACAACGCCGCAGCUACAUGCCCGUGUCGUGUCUCUCAAGGCGGACCUGGCAGCAAAACGGGCCCGCAGCCGCGAGCUUGAGACUGAGAUCGAGGCGGCAGCGAGCGCGCUGGCGGCGGCCGAGCGCGCUGCUAGCGAGGCGAAAGCCAAAGUACUCGAGCUGCAGAACAAGGAGGCGCGCGCCGAAAGCGCACUCGCCAAGUCAGAGGCCCUCACAGCGGCGUUGGCCGAAGCCGAAGCCAAAAUCAAGCACGCUGACAACAGCCUGGCUCCGCUGCGCGCGCAACUUGCCGACGCGGAGGCUGCUGCUCUGGCUUCAGCCACAGGCGCCGACGCCAAGGUUAGGGCCGCACGACUCCGCGCUUCGGCCGCAAGGGAUGCUGCAGACUCGCUGGCGCGGAUGUCGACUGAGCUGGCCGAGCUCGAGCGCAAGGGCUCGCCGGCGGCGCUGGCCAAGGCCAAGGCGGCGCUCGACCAGCUUGAAAGUGACAUGGACGCGAGCGCCCAAAAGCGUACCGAGCUGGAGACCGCGCAGUCGCAGCUCCAGGCCGCACUCGCCGACUCAAAGGAGACGAAGCGACUCAUUGACGCCAACAUCGACUACCGGAAAGCAUCGCGCGAGCUGGACAGCCUGCGCGAGCUUCUGGCGCAGGCCAACGCCAAGGCGGCCAAGCUGCGCGGGAGCACAAGCUCGGGUCUCUCGCUCAGCGAGCUCCAGGUUCAGCACAGCAAGUUGUCGUCAAAGGCGGCAGAGCUGCAGGGCUUGAUCAAGGGCAAGAAGGCGCACGCUGACGUGCUCCGAGCCGGGCUCAACGAGCCACAGUUCCAGCAAGGCGAGGCAAACUACGAGGCCAAGCUCAUCCAGAUCAAAACGACUGAGAUGGCAAGCGCGGACCUCGACCGGUACCAGCACGCGCUCGACUCGGCGUUGCAGCGGUACCAUACGCUCAAGAUGGCCGAGGUGAACAAGACCAUCAAGAUGCUGUGGGAAAAGGUGUACCAAAACUCGGACAUCGACAACAUCAUGAUUGCGUGCACCGAGUCGGACUCUGCGCGUUCUGCGUUCAAGUACGAGCUCGUGGCCAUCCGUGACGGCGUCGAGACGCCGAUGCGCGCGCGGUGCUCGGCAGGGCAGGCCCGCAUUGCCUCGCUCAUUGUGCGCAUUGCCCUCGCCGAGUCGUUCUGCCUCCACUCGGGCCUCAUUGCUCUCGACGAGCCAUCGGCACAGCUCGACAAGGCCAACGCGCGGUCGAUGGCCCGCGCCCUUGCUUCGAUCGUCAACGAGCGCUCGCGCCAGUCCAACUUUCAGCUCAUCCUCAUCACCCACAACCAGGAGUUCUGCCAUGCCCUCAACUCCAAGCUCGAGCGGCCGCCGACCAAGUUCUGGCAGGUCGAGAAGGAUAGUCACGGCUUUUCCACCAUCACCGCCCGCGAGUUUGGUGCCUGACGCGCACCCAGUGUUAAACUAAGCUACAUCUCUG
Thecamonas trahens ATCC 50062 is the source of this 4021-nucleotide messenger RNA. RefSeq lists its product as uncharacterized. Lineage: Eukaryota; Apusomonadida; Apusomonadidae. The record is from RefSeq and is a predicted model, not a curated record. Gene Ontology annotation, cellular component: condensed nuclear chromosome; Mre11 complex. The transcript has 2 exons. Gene Ontology annotation, molecular function: G-quadruplex DNA binding; single-stranded telomeric DNA binding; ATP hydrolysis activity. Bases 1 to 3987 code for a protein of 1328 amino acids. Gene Ontology annotation, biological process: chromosome organization involved in meiotic cell cycle; telomere maintenance via telomerase; double-strand break repair.